This is a messenger RNA of Impatiens glandulifera, 2455 nucleotides long. Its product is annotated as kinesin-like protein KIN-14S. Gene Ontology annotation, biological process: microtubule-based movement. Gene Ontology annotation, molecular function: ATP binding; microtubule binding; microtubule motor activity. The transcript is spliced from 11 exons. NCBI's taxonomy places the organism in Eukaryota, Viridiplantae, Streptophyta, Magnoliopsida, Ericales, Balsaminaceae. The record is from RefSeq and is a predicted model, not a curated record. Bases 179 to 2281 code for a protein of 700 amino acids.
UGAGAUAAAACCCUAUAUCGAAGUAUCGAAGAACCAUUUCAAGGAUCAAAGACUCUCUCUCUAUCUCUCUCAAGCUUUCAUCAAGACUUUCUCAUUUCCGUUCUUCUUUCUGUCGUCUCCAUUUCUUCUGCUCUCUAAACUUAUACGCUUAGCUCGGGACUACAAUUUUCAAUAACAAAUGGAAGAAAACAGCGAUUUGGAGGAAUAUACGAUGACAGAACAAGUUUCCCCAACCCAAGAUCAAACUCUUCCACUACUAUCGAAAGUUGAAGUAUUGAAGAGCAAGAUUAAGAAUUUGAGCAGUGAGCAUGCGCAACUGUACAAUCAAGUGAAAGGGUUUGUCACUGAAUCAUUUCCUGGUCCUGAAUUGUUUGGCGCACUUAAUUAUCUAGGUACACAGUACGAUGUUUUGGAAAAGAAACAUGUUGAAGAAUGUGAACUUUUAAAGAAGAAGUAUCUUGAAGAGUCUUUAGAGAGGAAGCGGCUCUAUAAUGAAGUGAUCGAGCUUAAAGGGAAUAUUAGAGUGUUUUGCAGAUGCCGACCGUUAAAUGAGGGUGAAAUAAAAAAUGGUUGCACUUCUGUAGUGGAUCAUGAAUCCUUGGGGGAGAAUGAGCUUCAGAUUAUUUGCUCUGAUUCUUCCAAAAAGCAGUUCAAAUUUGAUCAUGUAUUCAGGCCUGAGGAUGACCAAGAGGCUGUUUAUGCUCAAACUUCCCCAAUAGUUACAUCUGUACUAGAUGGGUAUAAUGUCUGUAUUUUUGCAUAUGGACAAACUGGCACUGGUAAAACAUUUACAAUGGAAGGAAUUCCAGGAAAUAGAGGUGUUAACUACCGAACCUUGGAGAAUUUAUUCAGGAUUUCUAAUGAAAGGCGUGGAGUGAUGAGAUAUGAAUUGUAUGUAAGCAUGUUGGAAGUGUACAAUGAGAAGAUAAGAGACCUACUUGAAGAGAACUCCAAUCAACCUUCUAAAAGAUUGGAUAUAAAGCAGUCAUCGGAUGGAACACAAGAAGUUCCUGGACUAGUAGAAGCUCGUGUUCAUAGUAUUGAUGAAAUCUGGGAGCUGCUUAAGACAGGAAGUCGAGCCAGAUCCGUUGGAUCUACUAAUGCUAACGAGCUUAGCAGCCGUUCUCACUGCCUGUUGAGAUUGACGGUUAAGGGGGAGAGUUUGAUAAAUGGUCAACAGACAAAGAGCCACCUUUGGCUUGUAGAUUUGGCUGGAAGUGAAAGGGUGGGGAAGAUCGAAGUGGAAGGAGAAAGGCUGAAGGAGUCUCAAUUUAUAAACAAAUCCCUCUCAGCACUUGGUGAUGUCAUCUUUGCUCUAGCAUCCAAAACAGCCCAUGUUCCUUACAGGAACUCAAAACUUACACAUAUGCUACAGAGCUCCCUUGGUGGAGAUUGCAAGACUCUAAUGUUUGUUCAGAUGAGUCCAAGUUCAUCUGAUUUGGGAGAAACUCUCUGCUCUUUGAACUUUGCAAGCCGUGUACGUGGAAUCGAGCAAGGCCCUGCUCGAAAACAUGCUGACGUUUCUGAUCUUCACAAGUAUAAGCAACUGGCAGAGAAAGCUAAACAUGACGAAAAGGAAAUGAAGAAAUUGCAGGAUAGCAUCCAGUCAUUGCAACUUAGGCUCUCUGUUAGAGAACAGAUGUGCAAAACUUUUCAAGAAAAGGCUCGAUUCAUGGAGAACCAGUUGGAAGAAGAGAGAAAAAUGAGAUUAAAACAAGAAUCAAGAUCCUUGGCAGCACCAUCAAAGGCGGAGAGGAAACCGCCACUUGCUCCUCCCUUGAAACAAAGGCAGCCUUUAAGAAGGGUAACGAACAUCAUUCCAACUCGACUGCCAGUAUCUCCUCAUCCAUCGGCUAAACCAUCAUAUUCCAUGGUCCGUCGUCAUCCCAUGUCUUCAUCUGUCGACAAAGAAAAUAAGUCGGAAAUUUCCACGACUAGAACCAUUCAAGCGAGACGAAGUUCAUUCAUCCCACAGAAAACAAAUUCUGCUGCGCUUCUUCUACCGAGAAGGACAGAAUCAUUGUCGGGCUCGGACUCGAACUCGAUAAUUACACCAGUUCUCCCUGUGGUUUCGAGGGUUAGAACUGGACGACAGUCGUUUGUAUGGGACCGGGAGAGGUUGUGGCGAACUUCAAUAGUUCCUCCUCCUUCUCCGAUGUUGCAGCAAGUAAAGGGGAGUUCUCCUGCUGUUAUGGGUGCAAUUAAGAGGAAGAGUUUGGUUUGGAGUCCACUUAGGACGAAAGUCAUGAGAAAUGAGAGAAGGAAUUCUUACUUUAAGUAGUAGUGAUUGUAGGCAGAUUUAAUAUUCAAUGUUCCUUUUGUACUUGCUAAUUCUGACUGGAUAUCGGUUUGUUUCUUGUGGCAUGACACAGAAACUUGAUUUCUGUUUGUUAUCGAAACCAUGUAUUUGAAUGAUGGGUAGAUAAUGAAUGAAAUUUGUUAUUGUUACCUGAAA